Molecule: messenger RNA, 5425 nt
Organism: Argiope bruennichi
Lineage: Eukaryota; Metazoa; Arthropoda; Arachnida; Araneae; Araneidae
Product: liprin-alpha-1-like
Exons: 26
Coding region: 423-4037 (1204 amino acids)
Biological process (GO): synapse organization
Cellular component (GO): presynaptic active zone
Molecular function (GO): protein binding
Source: RefSeq, a predicted model, not a curated record
CAGUGCAGUGAGGAAAAAAAUGAAUUCAGGAAAUUAUAGAAAGUUGAUCAUGAGGUAAAGGGUAUCUUGUUUGAAACAUUUGGAUGUAAAUAAAAGUAAGACGGUUUUCACUGCCGGUAUACAGCUCCGGGAGGAACAGCAAAUUUGCAGCUAGAACUUAAAACAAAAUUUCACCAUGGAAACCGUUCCUUCUUCAGAUAAAAUGGAAUUUGACAUUCUUUUUACUUGGUUUUCUUUUACGAACGCUUUUAAAUAUCCAGAAGACAUAAUCUGCCGUUAUUUAAACUGUAUAAUUCUUCCUGAAUAAAUUAUUGAUGACUUGGUUGAAUAAAUACCCACUCGGUUUAAGGAAUGUCCGAGAGUACUUGAUAUGAUAUCAGUCUAAAGUUUCUCGGAGAAAACGCUAUUAAAUCUAUGCAAAAAUGUGGAAUAUGAUGUGUGAUGUGAUGCCUACUAUUGCCGAGGACAGCCUCGGUCAAAGAGGCGGUCAGUUUGCAGCUGACGAAGCUAAUUUUGAACAGCUCAUGGUAAAUAUAUUGGAUGAGCGGGAUAAGCUUUUGGAAACUCUGAGGGAUACUCAAGAAAAUCUAGCCAACAUGCAUAUCAAAGUAAAUGACCUUAGUAAAGAAAAAGAUUCUUUGCAAAGGCAGCUACAAGCCAAUUUACCACAGGAGUUCGCUGCUCUAACCAAAGAACUCAAUCAGUCCCGUGAGUUGCUGCUAGAGAAAGAGGAGGAAAUCCAAGAGCUCAAAGCUGAACGGAACAAUACCCGACUUCUUUUGGAACAUCUCGAGUGCCUGGUGUCUCGUCACGAACGGUCCCUGAGGAUGACUGUGGUGAAAAGGCAAGCUCAGUCACCCGCCGGUGUCUCAUCUGAAGUCGAGGUUCUCAAAGCUCUCAAGUCCUUGUUCGAGCACCACAAGGCGCUCGACGAAAAGGUUCGAGAAAAACUUCGAGUUGCUAUCGAGAGAGUGGUCGCUCUUGAAGAAAUAGUCAGCCAACAAAAUGAAGAACUAAAUCGUUACAGAUCUCUUGGUUUCCUCAAAGCCCAUGACAGUAUGCAGUUGAAAGGUGAUAAUGGAGCUGACAAUGCUAAGAUUGCCAACGGAAAUAUCGAUGCAGGUGUCGAAGCAUCGAAAGUCAUCGAAUUGCAGGAUCUAGUCGAAAAACAAGCCAACGAGAUUGCUGCCGGGCGAAACAAAUUGCUCGAUUUUAGCGGUAAAAUGAGAGAGCUGGAAGAGACUAUGACAGCUGCACAAAAAGAAGUCGCACAUCUGCAACAAGAGAAUAGUAUGCUGUCAAGAGACUUACGAGAGAAUAAUGCACAAAAGGAAGACCAAGAAGAAAGAAUUACAACAUUAGAGAAGAGAUACUUAAACGCGCAAAGGGAAUCAACCACGCUACACGAUCUCAAUGCAAAAUUAGAACAAGAGCUUGCAAAUAAGGAAGCACAUUUAAAACUCAGUGAAGAAAAAAUUAAAGCAUUACAAGAAAGAUUAGAAUUAGCUGAACAGAAACUUGCACAAUUUAGCAACAGAUCGGAAUCUCCCAACGAUGUAAAUGACGAGGCCAAAAAUAAGCUUGAUGCUCUCAGUCAGAUUCAUGAAAGACAAGGAAGUGUAGAAGAGAGACUUCUUCGGUUAGAGCAACAACUAGAGGAAAAGAGCAUAGAGCUAGCUAGGGCACGUCAAAGGGAGAAAAUGAAUGAAGAGCACAACCAGAGACUCGCAGCUACUGUUGAUAAACUUCUGGCCGAGUCCAACGAUCGAUUACAAAUGCAUUUGAAAGAAAAAAUGCACUCAUUGGAGGAGAAAAACAACCUUGCUCAAAAUUUAGACAGAACACAAAAGUUGCUGGAGGAGACACAAUCGGAAAAGGACAAAAUAAUUGCUGAUUUAGGUAAAAUGAGAAGCGAAAUGGAUUCUUUGAGACAUGAGUUUCAUAAUUACAAGAGUGAUUCAUUGUCAAGGCGAAGUAAUAAUCAACCUAGUUUAUCUCCAUCAUGGGUCAGCUAUACAACUGCAAGUGGAUCAAUAUCUCCUAAUCGCAGUUUGAUGAAUUCAGAGCCUGUUUCCACUCCUGUUUACACCUCAACUUCCCCAUCACCAUCUGGUUCCCAAAAGAGUCAAAGGUCUCAUGGAAUGAGUAGUGUUAAAGAAAAUAGCUGGGAAAAAGCUGAACAAGCCCAUGGCAUUUCGAGUGUACAGCAGGGGUUCGAUAUAAGUGAUAAUGAAUGCAGUCAAGAGGAAGAAGGAAAUAUAUUUGAAACGAUGGAUAUACUGUCUCCUUCAGGCCACACUGACGCACAAGCCCUUGCUCUCAUGUUGCAAGAGCAAUUAGAUGCCAUUAAUAAUGAAAUAAGAUUAAUACAAGAGGAGAAGCAAAGUACAGAACAACGAGCUGAAGAAUUGGAAUCUCGAGUUGGCAGUAUGGAUUCUAUGGGUCUUCUUGCCCGUGCAGUUCCGACAGAAAGACCUUCACCUCCACAGAGUGGUCGUUCAACUCCUAAAUCUCAUUUAAGUCCUAACAGAGAUUAUUUGCAGAAGUACCAUACUGCUCCCGCAUCAAUGACCCCAGCUCAUAUGUAUCAAUAUGCCUCUACUAGCCAGCCUCAACUGGCCGAUUCUAUGCUACCACAGAUCCAGGCUGUAGCUGAAACUAUUGAUGAUAGCCAACUCUCUCGCCAGUCCAGCCCUCCCACUCCACGCUCACUCAGAUUAGAAAGGAUAGCUCAAACAUUACCUCACAACCCCGAUGAAUACAGAAGUGCUCUUCACAGUGCACAAUCUCAGCCAACAUCAUCAUCCAUAUCUUCUUCUACAGUUCCUCCUGAUUUACUCAGUAAUACAUCUCCAUUCAGACCAACAGUGGAAAGCAGCCUACUGAAUGCUACGUCACCUAUUAGUUCAAUUAAUUCAUCUCAGGAUUCACUUCAUAAAGCAGCUGCAAAGAAAAAAGGUUUCAAGUCAUCUUUAGGAAGGUUUUUUAGCAAAAAAGAGAAGGUUAAAUCUAAAGAAGCUUUAAAUAAAGAACUUAUGUCACAAAGUGCAGGUUUUGUAGAUAGUGAAGUAUCGACACCGUCUGAGCCAACUCCUCCUUCAGGUAGCGUUGUUCAAAAAGCAGAAUUUUGUCGAAGAGCCAACAAAAACUUCCAUUCAUCUCAUGUAAGGCACGAGCUUUUAGCUGAAUCCAUGAAAGCAGGCACACCAUUUGCCUUGUGGAAUGGUCCCACGAUUGUUGCUUGGCUAGAACUGUGGGUUGGUAUGCCGGCAUGGUAUGUUGCCGCUUGUAGAGCCAAUGUGAAAAGUGGUGCUAUCAUGUCUGCUCUGUCAGAUACAGAGAUCCAACGAGAGAUAGGAAUCAGCAAUCCCCUUCAUCGCCUGAAAUUAAGACUCGCCAUUCAGGAAAUGGUUGCCCUGACAAGCCCAUCUGCACCUAAACCUUCUAGAACUAGUUUAGCAUUUGGAGAAAUGAACCAUGAGUGGAUGGGUAAUGAAUGGUUGCCAGCUUUAGGUCUUCCACAAUACCGAUCUACAUUUAUGGAAUGUUUAGUAGAUGCUAGAAUGUUAGACCACCUGACGAAAAAAGAUCUUCGAAUCCAUCUUAAAAUGGUUGACAACUUUCACAGAACCAGUUUACAAUAUGGUAUCAGCUGCUUGAAGAGAGUUAAUUAUGAUAGAAAAGCAUUAGAAGAAAGGAGGAAAAGCAGUGAGAAUGAAAUUAAAGAUGUCUUAGUUUGGUCCAAUGACAGAGUCAUAAAAUGGGUUGACAGCUUAGGAUUAAAAGAAUUCUCCAAUAAUCUUAUUGAAUCUGGUGUUCAUGGUGCUUUCAUUGCUUUGGAUGAAACUUUUGAUCACAAUGCAAUGGCUUUAGCUUUACAAAUACCUACAACAAAUACACAGGCUAGGCAGUUAUUAGAACAAGAAUUCAACAACCUAUUGCUAAAAGGAACUGAUCGAAGACCUGAUGAGGCUCAUAAGCAUGCUGUUCAUACUGUAGAAACCCAUCAUAAUGUUCAAGGUGAUCGACUUGUCUGAUCCACCCAUGGAUUUAAAAGAAAACUGUUGUGACUAAUUUCUUGAAUAUAAAUUAAAGAGGCAUGUAGAAUAAUUCAUGUAUGUACAGAAAAGUUGUUGAACUCACCCUGUAAGAUAGAAGCACAUUUGUACAAAUAUCUUUUUUAGUUCUCCUUUUUAAAAUGAAAACUUUAAACUUCGAAUUGUAGCAUAAAGAAUCUUAUUUAAAAAACAAACGUUUUCUUUAAAUAGUAUUUAUUUUCUGUGAUUAUUUUUUCCUAGUAGUAAACUUUUUUUCUCUCUGCCUUAGAUUUUAUUAUGCAAAACCUAAAUGAAAUAUGAAUGUAGAUAAUUAACUCUAGGAAUUACAGCGAUUGUACAUUUUAAAAAGCAAUAAAUGCAUCUACAUUGUCAAUGUCAAGUAUAUAUUUUUCAGUGCCGUUUUUCAGAUUUACUUAAUAAUUAAUGGCUAUGCGUUCAAAAGCAUUAGAGCCAAAAUUGAUGAUACUUAUUAUAGAUUAAUCUUUUUGUUUUUACUAAUCUAACUAUUUCUUACAAAUUCUCUAUAUAAUAAAUAAAAAAAAGCAGGAAAUUCCUUUUUCUUCCUUUCAAAUAGACUAAAUAUGGAAUAACUCAAGAUGUCAUCAUUCAUUCAAAACAAAUGUAUGUCUUCUUUUUUUUUAUUUCAUGAAUUAUAAAAAAUUUUAAUAUUAUUUUGCAAUUUCUUCAGUAUGCAGUGAAGCAUUUAUAUAGCAGACUUUAAAAUUCCUAGGAGAAAAUUCCAUAUAUAAUGAUUUACAGAAAUGCAUAUUGCAAAAUUUUAAUCAUUUUCUUACUAAAAAACUGCCAUGUACAAUUGUUUUUUAGGUCUAAAACAGACUUAAAAGAACUAAAGUAUCGUUGAAACUUAUUUUUAAAAAUAUACAAAUAGCCAGUUUUUAAAAGCUUUCAUACUUGUCAAAAUUCCAUAUUUCUUGCCAUGUCUUUAUUUUUAAUGAAUUCUUCUACAUCUUUUAUUAAGUUGAUUUUCUUUUCACAUUUCAAGACUAUAAAAAAUAAAAAUUAAAUCUGGCUGUAAAAUAAAAAUAUUUUUUCAAGUCAAGAAAGGAAACAACAGUAAAUAGAAAAUGACUCGCCAGCGAGUAUUUUUUGAUUCUUUGUAAACGACUUUUGGUCUUCCGAAAAUUUAUAUUACAUUAAGAAUCAGUAAAAGAACUUUAACUUUUCCUAUUUAAUUUAUAUCUUUCUUUAUAAAUGAAAUGAUUGAUAUUUUUUAUUGUGGUAAGAAUGCAUAGUAUUUUAUUCAAAAAAUUUUGCUCGAUGUAUAAAUUUUAUUUUCGCUAUAUAUGUAUAUAUAUUGUUUUCUCUUGAAAAUCCAAGAUUCUUGAUAAAAAGUUUGAUAUAUAAAG